Molecule: messenger RNA, 667 nt
Organism: Labrus bergylta (ballan wrasse)
Lineage: Eukaryota; Metazoa; Chordata; Actinopteri; Labriformes; Labridae
Source: RefSeq, a predicted model, not a curated record
AUGGAUGUGGAGGUGAGUGCUGGCAGGGACAGCACCUGGAGAGGAGCAGCAGCAGCAGCAGCAGCAGAUGAUGCAGGAGGAGGAAGCAUGGAGGCUCAGGUCGUACCGCUGGAGCUCUACGAUUCUGCAAGAGCCAAAAUAGACGCAAAUCUCCGCUGGCUGUUUGCUAAGGCUUAUGGUAUAGAUCAAAUACCGGCCGACCUGAGGGACCCCUUCUACACCGACCAGUAUGAGCAAGAACAUAUCAAGCCCCCCAUCAUCCGCAAGCUGCUGUCUGCCGAUCUCUACUGCCGGGUGUGUGGGCUCAUCCUGCACGCUGAGCAGGCCGCCUCCCUACAAGGUCACCAGUCUGUCAUCCAGGCUCUGUCCAGGAAAGGCAUCUAUGUCCUGCAGGCAGACAACACACCUGUCUCUCAUCUAGACCUCAGCUCGGCUCCCAUCAAGAUGAGCUCCCACAUCCACCUCAUUGACGCCCUAAUGAUGGCUUAUAUAGUGGAGAUGAUCAGUAUAGAGAAGGUCGUGUCCAGCAUCAAGCGUUUUUCCAACUUCAGUGCCUCCAAGGAGCUGCCUUUUGACCUGGAAGAUGCAAUGAUCUUUUGGAUCAACAAGGUGAACAUAAAGAUGAGGAGAUCAUCGAAAAAGAGUUAAAAAUGAAGCACAUCUGCUA